This is a messenger RNA of Daldinia decipiens, 408 nucleotides long. Its product is annotated as DUF636 domain protein. NCBI's taxonomy places the organism in Eukaryota, Fungi, Ascomycota, Sordariomycetes, Xylariales, Hypoxylaceae. Gene Ontology annotation, molecular function: carbon-sulfur lyase activity. The transcript has 3 exons. The record is from RefSeq and is a predicted model, not a curated record. The coding region runs from base 1 to 408 and encodes 135 amino acids.
AUGGGUCUCUCGGGUCACUGUCUCUGCGGCGCCGUAAAGUACACCGUCGAUGCGGAUCCCCUCAUCGUCGGGUACGACCACUGCGACGACUGCCAAAGACAGACGGGCUCUACCUACUCACUCGUGGUAGUUGUCCCUAAGGACAAGCUAACCAUUAACGGCACAACCAAGAGCUACGCAAAGGCGGGCUCGUCUGGCAAGCCUGUGCACCGUAUCUUCUGCCCCGAGUGCGGGUCUCCUAUCGCGCACGACCCGGAGGCGGCACCCCCAAUCAUCGCUCUCAAGGGCGGCACUCUUAGCGAUGCGGAUAAGAAGGCAUUGAAACCUGACACCGAGAUCUGGACCGUCGGCAAGCUGCCCUUCUGCGCGGAACACCUUGCUAAGCCGUUCGAGCACAUGCCCCAGUAA